Messenger RNA from Heterocephalus glaber (naked mole-rat), 9934 nucleotides. RefSeq names its product WDFY family member 4 (gene Wdfy4). The record is from RefSeq and is a predicted model, not a curated record. Gene Ontology annotation, molecular function: protein binding. Gene Ontology annotation, biological process: antigen processing and presentation. NCBI's taxonomy places the organism in Eukaryota, Metazoa, Chordata, Mammalia, Rodentia, Bathyergidae.
UGCCAGGUGGCUGGGCCCUUCCUGAGCCCAGGGGCUGCCCAGGGAUGGAGGCACCCACACCAGCGGACACGUGCAGGCCCUGACCGUGCUCCAGAUCUGCUUUGUCAAGCAUGGAGGCUGGAGAGUUCCCAAAGACUGAAGAUAGAGCUGAGGACCCAGGCUCCCAAAAUGAAGGGCAGCCUGAUUCCCCACCUGGAGGGCAGAGCCCCAGCCCCACGGCUCUCUGGGAUAUGCUAGAAAGGAAGUUUCUGGAAUACCAGCAGUUGGCACAUGGGAGCCCAGGACAUCGGAGGAGCCUGCUGAGUCUUCUCCCCCUGUUCCUAAAGGCCUGGGAACACUCUGUGGGCAUCAUCUGCUUCCCCAGUCUCCAAAGGUUGGCAGAAGAUGUUUCCAACCAGCUUGCCCAACAAAUCCAGAGGGUCCUGGCCGGGAAGCCUGCAGAGCAAGCACGGGUGGCAGCUGGGCAGUUGCUGAGGUGGAGAGGGGACAUGGAUCAGGACGGCCACCUGCUCCUGAAGUCGGUAUAUGUGCUCACUGGGACAGACGCGAAGACACUGAGCAGAGUGGCUGAGUCUGGACUCCCGGCCCUACUCCUCCAAUGCCUGUACCUCUUCUUCGUCUUUCCUGUGGACAAGGACGAGCUCUUAGAGAGUGACCUUCAAGGGCAGAGGAUGUUUGUGCAGAUGUUGCUGAACCUGUGCAGUGAGCCUCAGGGUCUGGAGGGCCUCCUCUUGGGGAGCGAGCUCCAGUCUCUGCUCAUUGCCACCACCUGUCUCCGGGAGCACAGCUGUCGCUUCUGGAGAGAGCCGACCUUUUGUGUGCUGAGGGCCAUCUCCAGGGUGCAGAGCCCCAGCAUCAUCCAGUACCUGCAGGCUGCAGACUGCAUGCGGCUGUCUGUCCAGAACCUCUCCAGGCUGGUGGACACUCUCCCAGCCCCUGAGGUGAGCCAGGCUGUGAGCCUGGUGCUGAGCUUUGUGAAGGACUCCUACCCAAUCUCCUCGGCCUUGUUUCUGGAGUUUGAGAACGGAGAGGGAUACCCUCUGCUGCUCAAGGUGCUCCUGCGGUAUGACGGGCUGACCCAGGGACAAGUGGAGCCCCACUUGGAGGAGCUCGUUGGGCUGGUGGUGUGGCUGACCUCCUGUGGGAGCUCAGAGCUGAAGGUGUUCGACAGCAUCACUUACCCACAGCUUGAGGGCUUCAAGUUCCACCAGGAGUCUUCUGGGGUGACUGUUAAGAAUCUUCAGGCUUUCCAGGUCCUGCAGAAUGUCUUCCACAAAGCCAGUGACUCAGUUCUCUGUACGCAAGUUCUCCUGGCCAUCAAGACCAUGUGGGCCUGGAACCCAAGGAACUUCUUCCUGCUGGAGUGGACCCUGCAGCCCAUCUCACAGUUUGUGGAGCUUGUGCCCUCAAAGCCGACCCUGGUGCAGGUGCACUUCUUCCAACUGCUGGAGGCCCUGGUGUUCAGGCUGCGCUACGUGCCCCAUGAGAUCCUGCGCAAAGUGCAGCAUCUGAUCAAGGAGAGCCCCCAGCCAUCCUGCACCCUUGUGGCCCUGCAGAGCAUCCUCAAGAUCACUGACAGUGAACCCCUCUUCACUGACAUCUUCCGGGACUCGGGGCUGCUGGGCCUGCUGCUGGCACAGCUGCGGAAGCAGGCUAAGAUCAUGAGGAAGUCAGGAAACAAAGAGCCCAGUCCUGGCAUCCAAGAUCCAGAAAGAGAACUCACAGGCGUGAUGCUGAGAACUGUAGUGGCACUUCUCAAAGGCUCGGUUCGGAAUGCAGUGGUCUUGAAGGACCAUGGCAUGGUACCCUUCAUCAAGAUCUUCCUGGAUGACCAGUGCUACCGUGAGGCCUCACUCAGCAUCCUGGAGCAGCUUGCAGUCAUCAAUGCUGAGGAGUACGCCAGCAUCAUUGUGGGUGCGCUGUGCUCCUCCACACAGGGCGAGCUGCAGCUGAAACUGGAUCUCCUGCAGUCUCUGCUCCGGAUCCUCGAGACUCCCAAAGGCCGAGCUGCUUUCCGAGUCUCCAGCGGCUUCACUGGGCUGCUGUCGCUGCUGUCUGACCUGGAGGGCUCUCUCCACGAGCCCCCGAUGGAGGCAUGGGGUGCUGUGUCCCGUGGCCAGACCCUGGAGCUGCUGCUGCACACCCUCUGUGCCCUGUCCGCCGCGCUGCACUUGGACCCUGUCAAUAGUGACUUCUUCCGGAGGCAUGGGCUCUUUGAGAAGCUAGCUGAGGACCUCAGCUCACUGGGCUGUUUUGGGGCCCCAGAGGAAGAGGGAACCCCUCAGCACUCCUGGCCUGACACAAAGGCCAGGCCAUUUGCUGAACUGCUGAGCACCUCCUUUUCCCCCAGCUGCCCACUUCCUGCCAGGGCACAGAGCUGCCUGCAGGUCCUUGGCUUCCUGGACAGCAUGGCCAGUGGCAUCCUCCACCUGCGCAGGGAUCUGAGGCAGCCCCCUGCUACCCUCUCCCAGAAAGGACAAGCCGCUGGUGGCCUCCAGGGCAGCUUCAAGCAGUGGCCAGACCUGGAGGAGAGGCCAGAUGAAGGGGAUGCUGUGAUCAUGCACCCCAGGAUUGUGUGCAUCAUGGUGAAGCUGUUGCCCCUGCUGUACCACGAAGACCACCCACAGCUGUCAGAGGAGAUCCAGUGCUCUGUGGCCAGCCACCUGCUAUCCCUGGUGAAGUCAGAGAAGAGCCGGCAGGUCAUGUGUGAGGCAGGCAUGCUCAGAACGCUCGUAACCUCCUGCCAAGGGGUCCUCCGCACUGGCAGCAGCCCCCUGCAUGUGCCUCUCAUCAGGAUUUUUGAAAAGCUUGCUUCGCAGGCCAUCGAGCCCGACGUGCUGAGACAGUUUCUAGGGUUAGGAAUUCCCCUGCCCCUGUCAGCUGCAGUGAAACACCUCAAAGCAUCUCCCGAGGGCAGUGGAGGCACCCCUGGGUGCUCAGGGCCACCAGCCACAGAUAUGCGUCCAUCUGAGGGACCUGCCGAUGCCAUCCCUGGAGUGGCUCAGGAUAGCACAUCUUCGAGGAUGUCCUGGGAUUCCACCCCAGCCCUUCAGACAGCACUGAGCCUCAUCUCCAUGACCUCCCCGCGCAAUCUGCAGCCACAGAGGGCAGCCCUGGCUCCAUCCUUUGUGGAAUUUGACAUGUCUGUGGAGGGUUACGGGUGCCUGUUUAUUCCAACCCUGUCUACCGUUAUGGGGACCAGUACUGAGUACUCUAUCUCCGGAGGGAUCGGGACAGGUGGAGCCAGGCCCUUCCCUCCUCCUGGGGGCCUCACCUUCUCUUGCUGGUUCCUGCUCAGCCGGCAGGCCAUCGCCACCGAGGGCCACCCGAUCCGCUUCCUCACCCUAGUACGCCACCUGGCCAGGACCGAGCAGCCCUUUGUUUGCUUCUCUGCCAGCCUCUGCCCAGAUGACCUCUCCUUGGUGGUAUCCACAGAAGAGAAGGAAUUCCAGCCCCUGGACGUCAUGGAACCCGAGGAUGCCAUUGACCCCUCCCCUGGACGCCAGCUUCAGGUCAGGUGUGGCCAGCUGCUGGCCUUCGGUCAGUGGCAUCACCUGGCUGUGGUUGUCACCAAGGAAAUGAAAAGGAACUGUACCAUCUCUACAUAUCUGGAUGGACAGGCUAUCGGCUCAGCCAAAAUGCUGUAUAUCCAGGCCUUGCCUGGACCCUUCCUUUCAAUGGAUCCGUCCUCAUUUGUGGAUGUUUAUGGAUAUAUUGCAACCCCUCGAAUUUGGAGACAAAAGUCGUCAUUAAUCUGGCGUCUUGGUCCUACCUACCUCUUUGAAGAAGCCAUAUCAAUGGAUACUCUGGAAGUUAUUAUCAAACUUGGCCCAAGAUACUGUGGUAACUUCCAAGCUGUGCAUACUCCAGGAGAAGACCUUGAUGGUGAAGUCAAACCCCUUGUUGCAGAGGAAAAGGUUUCCUUUGGACUCCACGUGGCCAGCUCCUCCAUCACCAAUGUGGCAGACCUCAGAAACACCUACAACGAGGUGGACAGCCGCCUAAUUGCCAAGGAGAUGAACAUUUCCUCCCGUGACCAUACCACACCCGUGUUCCUGCUGAGAAAUUGUGCUGGACACCUCUUGGGUUCGCUCAGGACCCUUGGAGCUGUUGCUGUGGGCCAGCUAGGGGUGAGGGUCUUUCACUCCAGCCCUGCUGCCAGCAGCUUGGACUUCAUUGGUGGUCCCGCCAUCCUCCUGGGCCUCAUCUCCUUAGCAACAGAUGACCAUACCAUGUAUGCAGCUGUGAAGGUCCUGCACUCAGUUCUGACCAGCAACAUCAUGUGUGACCACCUGAUGCAGCACAUCAGCGGGUACCAGAUCCUGGCGUUCCUCCUGCGGAAGAAGACCUUUCUUCUCAACCACCACAUCCUCCAGCUCAUCCUCUCGGUGGCUGGCACUGCAGAGCUGGGCUUCAGGCCAUCUGCUGUCACCAACAUGAGUGUCUUCCAGCACAUUCUCUGUGACUUCGAGCUCUGGACAAAAACUGCAGACAACCUGGAGCUCGCCCUCUUGUCUCACCUCAUGGAUAUCCUCCAGUCACCAAGGGAAGGAGCAAGGAAUGCCGAGGUCGCCCACCAAGCCCAGCUCAUCCCCAAGCUUGUCUUCCUCUUCAACAACCCCAGACUUGCUCCCGCCAAGGUCCCCAUUAUCAUUGGCAUCCUGGGCUGCCAGUUGAAGGGUCACUUCAGCAUCCAGGACCUACUGAGGAUCGGGCUCUUUGUUGUAUACACUCUCAAGCCUUCCUCAGUGGAAGAGACUCAGGUCUGUGUGGAUGGAGCCCCGGCCUCCUCAGUGCCUGCUGGAAGCCAAACAUCUGCAAAGACAAUCAAGCUCAGAAACCAGUUGCUGGAGAUGCUACUCGGUGCAAUGUCUUCCCCUCAGAUCCAUCUGUCCUCUGAGUCAAAGGAGGAGAUGUUUCUGAGCCUGGGUCCUGACUGGUUCCUGCUGCUCCUGCAGGGCCACCUACAUCCCAGCACCACCGUGCUGGCCUUGAAAUUGCUGCUGCACUUCCUGUCCAGCCCCUCCCUCCGUGCCCAAUUCAAGGAUGGCCUGUCUGUGGGCUCCUGGGUGGAGCGAAGUGCCGAGGGUGUGACCAUCAUAAUGGACAACCUGAAGAGCCCCGAAGCUGUGCCCGAGCACAGCCACUGCCUGCUUCCUGGCUUCCGCGUCUUGACUGACUUCCUGAGCCACCGCGUUCACAUCCCGGAAAUCUACUUCAUAGUGUCCACCUUCUUCCUGCAGACACCACUGACAGAGCUGAAGGAUGGGCCCAAGGACAGCCUGGAUGCCAUGCUGCAGUGGCUCCUGCAGAAGCACCACCAGCAAGAAGUGCUCCGGGCCGGGCUGUGCACAGAAGGUGCCCUGCUGCUCCUGGAAAUGCUGAGAGCCACCAUGAGCCAGCCCUCUGCAGGUUGUAAAGAAGGCACAUGGGAGCAGACAUUUCCGGCCAGUGUGCUGUACUUCCUGGGCCUUGUGCACCGCACCUACCCCCAGGACCCGGCCUGGAGGGCCCCUGACUUCCUGCAGACCCUGGCCACAGUCACCUUCCCCGUGGGAGCCCAAAAGGACCCUGUGGCUGAGUCCACCGGGAGUACCAGUCCUGGGCCUGCAGCUGGAGGGGACAGCACUAUGGGGGGUCUCCAGGCUGCUGUCACCUUCCACCCUGGCCGAAGGCAGCUGAGGGAGUUUACACAGGGCCUGCUGAGGGAGCUGCUGCUCAGAGCCUCCAGUCCCAAGCAGUGGCAGCCGCUGGACAUGCUCCUGGAGGCCUCUCUGGAAAAUGCCAGCAGCCAGCAGAAGCGAGACUUCCAGUCUGAGGUCCUGCUGUCCACCAUGGAAAUCUUCCACACCUCAAGCACAGGCAGCACCCUGCUUCUCCAAGGCAGUAGCGAGCCUCAGCACAGCAUGGAUGCUGCACCCUCCCUCUGGAACAUCUCCCACUUCGCUCAGCGGCUCGUGGAGAAGCUAUACGGUGGCGUGUUCUCGGCAGACCCCAAGCACAUCCUGCUCUUCCUCAUGGAGCACAUCAUGGUGGUCAUCGAGAACCCCUCUUCUCAAAGGGACACUGUCCUCAGCACCUUGUACAGCAGUCUGAACAAAGUCAUUCUUUACUGCCUCUCCAAGCCCCAGCAGUCCCUGUCCGAAUGCCUCAACCUGCUCAGCAUCCUGGGCUUUCUGCAGGCACAUUGGGACAUUGUGUUUGCCACCUACAACUCCAAUGUCAGCUUCCUCCUGUGUCUCAUGCAUUGUCUUCUACUGCUCCAUGCAAGAAGUUACCCAGAAGGUUUUGGAUUGGAGCCCAAGCCUCGAAUGACUCCUUAUCACCAGGUCUUCCUCUCCCCCAAUGAAGAAGGGAAGGAGAAAAGAGACGACGAGGACAUCCCGAGCCUGAACGAUGCCCAGCACAGCAUUGAGAAGACCGUGCAGGCUCUGUGGAAGCAGCUUGUGGCGCAGAGGAGGCAGGCGCUGGAGGAUGCCUUUAAGAUUGACCUCUCUGUGAAACCUGGAGAGAGUGAAGUGAAGAUCGAAGAGGUCACCCCGCUCUGGGAGGAGACGAUGCUGAAGGCCUGGCAGCAUUACUUAGCGUCCGAGAGGAAGUCACUGGCCAGCCACUCCAGCAUCCUGCCACACAGCAAAGUCUCGUCUUGGAGUGGGAGCCUGUCCACGGUCAUUCGAUUGACGCCUGGGCGCCAGGCCAAGGAGCCGGAAUGCAGGGCUGAGGAUUUCGUGUCUUGUAUUGAGAACUGCAGACGAAGAGGACAGGAGCUGUAUGCAUCUCUGUACCAAGAUCACAUUCAGAGGCAGCGAUGUAGCAACAUCAAGGCAGCCAAGGCCUGGGACCGGAUCCAGGAGCAACUGUUUGGGGAGCUGGGCUUGUGGGGCCAGGCGGCUGGAGAAGUCAUGCCCUGCUCCCAGUGGGAACUGGACUGGAGAGAAGGCCCAGCUCGCAUGAGGAAGCGCAUCCGCCGCUUGUCUCCACGGGAGGUUGGCAGCCCAGGAGGGUGCGAGGAAAGCCAAGACCAAAAGGGUGAUAUUUCACAGAAUUAUGCUGAAAAACAAGGUGAGCUGGCACCAAAGGAGGCCGAGUGCAAACUCGACGAGGUGGCGCUGGACUGCACCCAGCUCACCUUCUUUCCUGCCCUGAACGAGAGUCUGCACUCAGAAGACUUCUUGGAACUGUGUCAGGAAAGACAGGUCAUCCUGCAGGAGCUCCCAGAUGGAGAAAAGGUGACACAGAAGUUCUCCUUGGUGAUUGUGCAAGGCCACCUGGUCUCGGAAGGCAUCCUGCUCUUUGGCCACCAGCAUUUCUACCUCUGUGAGAACUUCACGCUGUCUCCCACAGGUGACAUCUACUGCACCCGCCACUGCUUAUCCAACAUCAGUGAUCCCUUCAUUUUCAACAUGUGCAGCAAAGACAGGUCCUCCGACCAUUACUCGUGCCAGCGCCAUGGCUAUGGGGACCUCAGGGAGCUCCGACAGGCGUGCUUCCUGCUGCAGGACAUCGCCAUGGAGAUCUUUUUCCAAAAUGGAUAUUCCAAGUUUCUUGUCUUCUACAACAGUGAUCGGAGUAAAGUCUUCAAAAGCUUCUGCUCUUUCCAGCCCAGCUUGAAGGGGAAAAGCACCUCCGAGGACCCCCUCAACCUCAGGCGACCCCACAGCUCCGACAGGACCAUGUUGCAGAGGUGGCAGAAAAGGGACAUCAGCAAUUUUGAGUACCUCAUGCACUUGAACACACUGGCCGGGAGGACUCACAACGACUACAUGCAGUACCCGGUGCUCCCCUGGGUGCUGGCUGACUACACCUCUGAGACGCUGAACUUGACCAAUCCCAAGACUUUCCGAGAUCUUUCCAAGCCCAUGGGGGCUCAGACCAAGGAGAGGAAGCUGAAAUUCAUCCAGAGGUUUAAAGAAGUUGAAAAGACUGAAGGAGACAUGACUGUCCAGUGCCACUAUUGUACCCACUACUCCUCUGCCAUUAUUGUUGCCUCCUACCUGGUCCGGAUGCCACCCUUCACCCAGGCCUUCUGCUCUCUGCAGGGAGGAAGCUUUGAUGUGGCUGACCGGAUGUUCCACAGUGUGAGGAGUGCAUGGGAGUCAGCCUCCAGGGAGAACAUGAGCGAUGUCCGAGAGCUGACCCCUGAGUUCUUCUACCUGCCCGAGUUCCUCACCAACUGCAACGCUGUGGAGUUUGGUUGCAUGCAGGAUGGGACAGUGCUGGGUGAUGUCCAGCUCCCUCCCUGGGCAGAUGGAGACCCUCAGAAGUUCAUCAGCCUGCACAGACAGGCUCUGGAGAGCAACUUCGUCAGCGCCAACCUCCACCACUGGAUAGACCUCAUUUUUGGGUACAAGCAGCAGGGCCCAGCUGCGGUGGAGGCAGUUAACACCUUCCACCCCUACUUCUAUGGCAACAGGGUGGAUCUCAGCAGCAUCAGUGACCCCCUGAUCAAGAGCACCAUCCUGGGGUUUGUCAGCAACUUCGGCCAGGUGCCCAAACAGCUCUUCACCAAGCCCCACCCGGCCAGGAGCUCUAUGGGGAAGCCUUCACCUGGGAGGGACACAGCCACACCCUCCAGCCUACCCAGCCAGCCAAAGCCUUUCCUGCACAGCCUGCAGUCCCUGAAGCCCUCCCAGGUCACCGUCAAAGAUAUGUUCCUUUUCUCUCUAGGAUCAGAGUCUCCCAAAGGGGCUAUUGGCCACAUCGUCCCCACCGAAAAGAACAUUCUAGCAGUGGAGAAGAACAAAGUGCUGCUGCCUCCCGCCUGGAAUAGGACUUUCAGCUGGGGGUUUGACGACUUCAGUUGCUGCCUGGGGACCUAUGGCUCCGACAAGGUUCUGAUGACCUUCGAGAAGCUGGCCGCCUGGGGCCGCUGUCUGUGUGCUGUGUGCCCAUCACCCACGGUGAUCAUCACUGCCGGGGCCAGUGCCGUGGUGUGUGUGUGGGAGCUCAGUGUGGUCAAAGGCCGCCCGAGGGGCCUUCAUCUCCGGCAGGCCCUGUACGGACACACCCAGGCUGUCACGUGCCUGGCAGCAUCAGUCACCUUCAGCCUCCUGGUGAGUGGCUCUGAGGACCGCACCUGCAUCCUGUGGGACCUGGACCACCUUGUGCAUGUGGUGCGUCUGCCUGCCCACCGGAAGGGCAUCUCGGCCAUCGCCAUCAGUGAUGUCUCGGGCACCAUCGUCUCCUGUGCAGGUCCCCACUUGUCCCUGUGGGAUGUGAAUGGACAACCCCUGGCCAGCAUCACCACAGCCUCGGGCCCGGAAGGAGCCAUAACCUGCUGCUGCAUGGUGGAGGGACCAACAUGGGACCCAAGCCACGUCGUUGUCACAGGCAGUCAAGACGGCAUGGUUCGGAUUUGGAAGACUGAGGAUGUGAAGAUGUCUGUUCCCCAGCAGGCAGCAGCAGAGGAGCCCUGCAUGCGGCCUCACAGCCCCAGAGGUCACAAGUGGCAGAAGAACCUCGCCCUGUGCCGGGAGCUAGAUGUCAAUCUGGCUUUGACAGGAAAGCCCAGCAAGGCCAGCCCUGCGGUGACAGCUCUGGCCGCCUCUAGGAACCAGCCGAAGCUCCUGGUUGGCGAUGAGAAGGGGAGAAUAUUCUGCUGGUCUGCAGAUGGGUAGGCUGCAGCAGGGGCUCUGGCAUGCAACCUUAUGUGGUACCCAGCAGUGGAAAUGAUCAGGGCCUUUGGGGGCCCCCUCUCCCCAGGGCAUUUGAGGAAGGGGCCUCUGCCCAUCAGUGCUCCAUACCCCAAACUGUCCCUGUGGCCCGUGGGAGGACUCUAGACAGGCUACAAAAACACAUGUAUGCUGGACACUGACCUGUGGGUGACAAGACACACAGGAAAUGCACAUGACUCUGCUAUUCCACUGAGAAAAAUGGGGCGGGUUACUGGAAACUGUCUGGUGUGUUUAUUUUAUUAAAGCAACUAUUUUCCCAG